Molecule: messenger RNA, 483 nt
Organism: Mesorhabditis spiculigera
Lineage: Eukaryota; Metazoa; Nematoda; Chromadorea; Rhabditida; Rhabditidae
Source: the annotation of a GenBank genome assembly
AUGCGCCGCAGCUCGCUAAGAGACUCCAUCGAAAAGUUCCAGGCCCUCGCAACCAGCAACGAGACAAAACUAAAGAAAAAUCCAUUCUCUGGCAGCUACGUAGAGCAGAAAUUCGACAAAAAUUCAGCUGACUACGCAAGACCACCAUCAGGGAGUUUGACUGAAGCCCGCGGCAUCAAAGCAUCAAUGCAUGUUUGCCGUGAAGUUCUGUUCCUGAUUGAGACCAUCAAUGAAAAUGCCAUCGGAGAAGUGCCAAACAGAGUCAUCGAAUUUGGGAAGCUAUUCACAUUGUAUUCGUAUUACUCAGAGACGCUAAUGGGAAUGCUCAUCCGAGCCCGCAAGUAUGGAUUGAUCACCUUCGAAGGAGAAAUGUUGUACCAAAGACAAGAUGAUAAGAAGCCAAUUGCCAUGCUACUCUCCCUGCAAGAAGUACAAGCUCGUCUCCGACCGUCGGGAGACCCGAAGAAUUGCAUCAAAUUUAUU